Acanthochromis polyacanthus (spiny chromis) is the source of this 645-nucleotide messenger RNA. It is a transcript of the gene gtf2a2, whose product is annotated as general transcription factor IIA, 2. Gene Ontology annotation, biological process: transcription initiation at RNA polymerase II promoter; RNA polymerase II preinitiation complex assembly. The record is from RefSeq and is a predicted model, not a curated record. Gene Ontology annotation, cellular component: transcription factor TFIIA complex. Gene Ontology annotation, molecular function: TBP-class protein binding; RNA polymerase II general transcription initiation factor activity. Bases 97 to 432 code for a protein of 111 amino acids. The transcript is spliced from 4 exons. NCBI's taxonomy places the organism in Eukaryota, Metazoa, Chordata, Actinopteri, Pomacentridae.
CUUAUUGCUGCUAGCUUGUUGCGCAGGGACGCAGCCGUUAGCUCAAUUAGCUCGCUGUGUGUUUGUAGGAACUCUUCCGCUGUUAGUAGUUUAAUCAUGGCCUACCAACUGUACAGGAACACCACGCUGGGGAACAGUCUGCAGGAGAGUCUGGACGAGCUCAUACAGACUCAGCAGAUCACUCCUCAGCUCGCCCUCCAGGUUCUGCUCCAGUUCGAUAAAGCCAUCAACACGGCGCUCGCCAACCGGGUCCGAAACAGAGUCAACUUCAGGGGUUCUCUGAACACGUACCGGUUCUGUGACAACGUGUGGACGUUUGUCCUGAACGAUGUGGAGUUCAGGGAGGUGACCGACCUGGUGAAGGUGGACAAGGUGAAGAUUGUCGCCUGUGACGGGAAGAGCGAGUCGACCCAGAACAAAACGGACAAAUGAUGCAGAUGGACGUCUGAGUUUCUGUCAGCUGAUCUGGACUGUACAUAUAAUUUAUUACAGCACAGUCGAAUGAGAGAGUGUGUGUUUACCUGUAUGUGUGUGUUUACCUGUAUGUGUGUGUGUUUUUUUAUCUUCAUCAGUUUAAAGGAGGUUUUGUUCAGUUUGUUGUUUUGGACCUGAAUCAUCUGUAAUAAAACUUUAUUUAAAACACGA